Haliotis rubra (blacklip abalone) is the source of this 1011-nucleotide messenger RNA. RefSeq lists its product as uncharacterized. The record is from RefSeq and is a predicted model, not a curated record. The coding region runs from base 11 to 697 and encodes 228 amino acids. The transcript is spliced from 3 exons. NCBI's taxonomy places the organism in Eukaryota, Metazoa, Mollusca, Gastropoda, Lepetellida, Haliotidae.
GACAUCCAAGAUGGCAUCUCUCGUGGUUGUUCUCCUGCUAUUCGCGAGCUCAGUCCAACUGUCCUCCUCGAAACAGGUCCCUGAGGACUCGGUCCAAGAGCUAUACGAGGUAGCCAGCAGCUAUUCGGAGUGCACCAACAUCAACCGGAGAACACUGCGAUAUGCCAGAGGCAUCGUUUUGGUUGUGAGAAGCGCAUGCAGGAAGGAUGAGGACAGUUUCCGGGCGGCCUUGAACAAACUCCAAUGUUCUGACAUAACGAGUGCCGUCUCUCGAUACUGUAGUCGAAGAUACACCAGGUCUUGGGCAAUCAAUUUGGUGUGUCGGUUUGUCAGGAAAGUCAAUGAGCGCUGUGAAGAAAGCGAUGACAGUUUGUGUCAACACGCAAUAACAACUACACCUGAGCCACCGACAACGACAGCAGAGGUACCUACAACUGACCCGCCUACAACCCCACCAACACCACCAACCACAACCGAAGUUCCUACACCUAACCCACCUACAACCCAACCGACCACCACUUUGUCAGGACCAGUCCUGCCAGAAAUUGCGGAUAAAACAUUCUUAACCGCUUGCCCGCAAGAAUGUGUCCACAACGAUCUGGUCGGUUCGCGGUGUACUGGAGCAACGCUUUCCGAGGAAUGUAACAACCUUCAACCUCCGGCGACUGACGGCUCGUACACCUGCUGUUCGGGUUAACAACGUGAACGCCUCCACAUUUCAACCGAACGCUAAACUCCAUCCGAUUUCUAUUUUCAAUAUUCAACAAAAGCUUUCGAAAAGUAAACAGGAUCUUCUUAUUGAAGAGAGUCUUGUCCGUAUGCAGACUGAUUGUGGACAUCAACUGCCAGCAGUGAAGUCCAGCCUGUGCUGCAACAGCACUGUCAGCAUUGGCAGAAGCCAUCGAAAUUAUCACGGCAUCGUUGCAGGCAAAUAUCAUUGUACAUCUCGACACGAACUCUUCUCCUUCGCCAACCUUCCAAAAUGAAAAUAAAACUGGUAAUGCAGCAAUA